Rana temporaria (common frog) is the source of this 948-nucleotide messenger RNA. Its product is annotated as olfactory receptor 6N2-like. Gene Ontology annotation, molecular function: G protein-coupled receptor activity; olfactory receptor activity. Lineage: Eukaryota; Metazoa; Chordata; Amphibia; Anura; Ranidae. Gene Ontology annotation, cellular component: membrane. The transcript has 2 exons. The record is from RefSeq and is a predicted model, not a curated record. Bases 1 to 948 code for a protein of 315 amino acids. Gene Ontology annotation, biological process: G protein-coupled receptor signaling pathway.
AUGUUUUAUUUGAGUAACAACACCGUGUCUGAGUUCAUCAUUGUCGGAUUCCCAACUUUGUACCAUCAUGGUACACUUCUGUUUGUGUGCCUUUUUAUUGUUUACCUUCUUACCAUUGCUGGUAAUGUGACGAUAUGCGUUCUAGUGAAGGUGGACUCACACCUUCAUUCUCCGAUGUAUAUAUUUAUUAGUUCUCUAUCCUUGCUAGAGAUCUUUUAUACAGCAGUCACCAUUCCGAAGAUGUUGGCCAAUCUCCUAGUUGAAAACAAAACUAUAUCUGUAAGAAGCUGUGUCUUUCAGACAUAUUGCUUUCAUGCUCUUGGAUCUUGCGAGAACUGCCUUCUUACUGCCAUGGCCUACGAUCGGUAUUUGGCCAUCUGUCACCCACUUCAUUAUUCCUCCAUCAUGACUUCCACCAUGACCAUUAAGUUAGCAGGUUCCUGUUUCACUCUUGGCUUUCUGUUUCCCCUCACUGAGAUUAUUAUGAUUUCUAAACUGUCGUUUUGUAACAGCAAAAUGGAACAUAUCUUUUGUGACAUCCCGCCAUUGAUCAGCAUGGCUUGUGGUGACACCUCCAUCAACAUCCUUGUUGAUUUUAUAACAAAUUGUUUCAGUAUAGUUGUCACCUUUUCUUUGGUAAUGACUUCAUAUUUGAGGAUCAUUGUGGCUGUUAUGAAAAUAAAGACAUCUGCUGGACGAAUGAAGGCUUUCUCUACUUGUGUGUCUCAUCUGACUGUGGUAUUGAUGUUCUUUACCUGUAUUUUAUUUAUGUACAUUCGGCUUACCAAGAGCUAUUCUUUGUACUUUGACCGUGCUGUUUCAGUCCUCUAUUCAGUGGUCACCCCAAUUUUGAACCCUAUAAUAUACAGCUUUCGGAACAAAGAGAUCAGACUUGCUGUUAAAAGCAGAAUGGGUCGAAAAGGGAAUGUGCAGUUCCGGUUCCAAUAA